AUGAACGCCUGUUUUCUCCCCUUUCUCGCCUCUCCCCCGCAGCAUACUGACCUUUGUUCCUCCGCCCUUUUCCCUCUGCUCCAGGCCAUGCAGAUCUUUGUCAAGACUCUGACCGGCAAGACCAUCACCCUCGAGGUGGAGUCGUCGGACACUAUCGACAACGUCAAGGCCAAGAUCCAGGAUAAGGAGGGAAUCCCUCCCGACCAGCAGCGUCUCAUUUUCGCAGGAAAGCAGCUCGAGGAUGGCCGUACCCUCUCGGACUACAACAUCCAGAAGGAAUCGACUCUUCACCUCGUUCUCCGCCUGCGUGGUGGUAUGCAGAUCUUCGUCAAGACCUUGACCGGCAAGACCAUCACCCUCGAGGUCGAGUCGUCGGACACGAUCGACAAUGUCAAGGCCAAGAUCCAGGACAAGGAAGGCAUUCCUCCCGACCAGCAGCGCCUCAUCUUUGCGGGAAAGCAGCUCGAAGAUGGCCGCACCCUGUCUGACUACAACAUUCAGAAGGAGUCCACCCUCCACCUCGUCCUGCGUCUCCGCGGUGGUAUGCAGAUUUUCGUCAAGACCUUGACUGGCAAGACCAUCACGCUGGAAGUCGAGUCUUCCGAUACCAUUGACAAUGUGAAGGCCAAGAUCCAGGACAAGGAGGGCAUCCCCCCUGACCAGCAGCGAUUGAUCUUCGCCGGCAAGCAACUCGAAGAUGGUCGUACGCUGUCCGACUACAACAUCCAGAAGGAGAGCACGCUUCAUCUCGUCCUCCGACUCCGCGGUGGUAUGCAGAUUUUCGUCAAGACGCUCACUGGAAAGACGAUCACUCUCGAGGUCGAGUCGUCGGACACGAUCGACAACGUCAAGGCCAAGAUUCAGGACAAGGAGGGUAUCCCUCCUGACCAGCAGCGUCUCAUCUUUGCCGGCAAGCAGCUCGAGGAUGGCCGCACUCUUUCGGACUACAACAUCCAGAAGGAGAGCACGCUGCACCUCGUGCUGCGUCUGCGUGGCGGCAACUGA
Moesziomyces antarcticus is the source of this 1005-nucleotide messenger RNA. RefSeq names its product ubiquitin. The transcript has a single exon. Bases 1 to 1005 code for a protein of 334 amino acids. The record is from RefSeq and is a predicted model, not a curated record. Gene Ontology annotation, biological process: protein ubiquitination; modification-dependent protein catabolic process. Gene Ontology annotation, molecular function: ubiquitin protein ligase binding; protein tag activity. Gene Ontology annotation, cellular component: nucleus; cytoplasm. NCBI's taxonomy places the organism in Eukaryota, Fungi, Basidiomycota, Ustilaginomycetes, Ustilaginales, Ustilaginaceae.